Betta splendens (Siamese fighting fish) is the source of this 6400-nucleotide messenger RNA. It is a transcript of the gene pmepa1, whose product is annotated as prostate transmembrane protein, androgen induced 1. Lineage: Eukaryota; Metazoa; Chordata; Actinopteri; Anabantiformes; Osphronemidae. The transcript has 5 exons. Gene Ontology annotation, molecular function: R-SMAD binding. The record is from RefSeq and is a predicted model, not a curated record. Gene Ontology annotation, biological process: negative regulation of transforming growth factor beta receptor signaling pathway. Bases 524 to 1498 code for a protein of 324 amino acids. Gene Ontology annotation, cellular component: Golgi membrane; early endosome membrane.
AGACACAGAUCCCUGGAGACCGAGAGACGUAGAGGGGGAGACGGGGGGAGUCAGGGAGACGCAGACAGCCCCAGACAGACGUCCGUUAGUCGCGUAGUCGCCGGUCACUCGGCGCAAAACGCGGAAUUACAAUGAACGGAACCGGACAUUUCAACUAAUCUUAGCGGCGUUGGAACUAGAUUUAAAGGCGGUACAGUGACCUGAACUGUGCGCCGAUAGACAGAUAGAUAGAUAGAUAGAUAGAUAGAUAGAUAGAUAGAUAGAUAGAUAGAUAGAUAGAUAGAUAGAUAGAUAGACAGAUAGACAGAUAGACAGAUAGAUAGAUAGAUGGAUAGACAGACAGAUAGACAGAUAGACAGGCACACAGACAGACAGACAGACGGGGAGGACACAGGGAAACCGGGAGGAGGAGGACAGAACCGACGGACGGAGGCUGGAGUUCGGUCCUUUGGGCUCUGCGGUUCUUCCUCCUCUCCUCCUCUUCCUCUCUGGAGCGUUUAUGUCUGACUUCAGGAGGCUUUAAAUGUUCAACUUGAUGGGUGUUUUAAACGCCACCGCCGCCAAUGUCUCCUGUACUUGUAACUGCAAGCGCUACACGUCCCUCCAGACCAUGGAAAUCACCCAGCUGGAGUUCGUCCAGAUCCUGGUGAUCGUGGUGGUGAUGAUGGUGAUGGUGGUGGUCAUCACCUGCCUGCUCAACCACUACCGCCUGUCGGCCCGCUCCCUGCUGUCCAGACACGGCCCGGCUCGCAGGAGGCACCUGCCGCUGGCCAGCGAGGCUGGUCUCUGGUCCGCUGACGCCACUGGAACAAGCAGUGGUCUGAAUGAGCCCCAGGUGUAUAACCCCCGGCCCCCGGACAGAGGCAUCCCCUCGUCCUACCUUCAGCGGGAGCCCCAUCACGCCCAGGCCCAGCCUCCGCUCCAGUCGCAGCGCUUCCAGCACACAUACGCCCCGAGCCGCUUCCAGCCCACGUAUCCCUACCUGCCCCAGAGCAUCAUCGACCUCCCCCCCACCAUCGCCCUGUCGGACGGGGAGGAGCCGCCGCCGUACCAGGGCCCCUGCACGUUGCAGCUCAGAGACCCGGAGCAGCAGAUGGAGCUGAACCGCGAGUCCGUCAGAGCACCACCCAACAGAACGGUGUUCGACUCGCACCCACUCGACCCGUCCAACUCCUAUCUGCAGGCCAGUCUGCAGGCUCCUCCUCCAAGUGCCCACUCAGGCAUCAGCGUGCUGGAAGCGCAGGAGGCCCUGUCCAGGCAGCAGAAGCAGGCCUCUCGGCUGGAAGGCGCUCCCCCGGCCUACAGCGAGGUGAUUGGCCACUACUACCACCCGGCCUCCCUCCACCCCGGCCACAACCAGCGGACGGUGUCGUCCUCUCAGGCGCCCGCGUCCGCAGUCAUCCACGGCCUGCUCCGACCUCCGCUUCAGCAAGGAAGCGUGGACAACAGGAAUGCAAGGAACACGAAGGAGAAAUCCCAGAAACCCCAGCAGCUGUGACUGUACUACAUCAUUCCUAGCCUGCAGGAACCUGGAUUAUGUCUGCCGGUCGUUGACCAACAGGGAAGCAAAGGUGAAACCUCCUCUGAACGCGUGAAGGGCUGCUUCGUGUCAGACGUUGCAGCUGAUCCCGUCAGUCCUGCAGUUUCCAUCACUUCCUGGAAAACGGUGGGACAGAGGGGAAGCAGCACCGCUGGCUUCUCCGCUGGUAACUACACCUGGAACCACCUCAUUCCUGCAGAGCAGUCACUGGAGAACAUCUGGUGCGUUCUGUUCCACAGCUACUUCCUGUCCGAGGAGCACUUCAGAUGAACCGAUGAUGUUGUCCGAGACGGAGGUCGAACCGUGGAGACGGACGCCUCCAACCUUACAAAGUAGUCUUUAUCAUUAUAAAUAUUUACAUGUUCUGCUUGUUUCUGUCGUACCUUUGGUUCCUUUGUGUUUUUCGCACUUACAAGAGAAUUCCUCUCCACAUUGGCGGCGACAUGUUGCAAUCUUCUUGGUUCUUCCGGAUGUGAGGUUCUCUAGUGAUAAUCCCCUCCCUGCUCUGACGCCAGGGCCUCGUUAGCACACUAGAGUCAUUUUAGCUGUAGUUAGCGUCAUCGUAGCUUACCCGUUACAGCACAAUGCUAAAAGUCUUUGAGCUAAACGUUUUGCCUUAUACCAACCAACAGAUGCACGAGUUGUUGCUAAAAUCCCUUUUUUAUUUUAUGGUUUCUGAAGGUUUGCACAAAGACUGUUCCACACAGAAAAAAUUGCAAUAUGAUCGAUGAGCGAGAGCAGAGAGUCGGGGUAUUUUUCUAAACGUGAUGGAUUCCUAUGAGUAACUGUGUUGUUUUGUUUGUUUUUAUAUGUUGACUAGUGAUAGAAAAAGAAAACAGCAGUAAUCUGUUGGCGUGCCAACGUCCAUGUUGAACAUUUUCCUGCGUACAUGUUGGCAUGUAUAUACGUUACAUAAGGAAUAUAUAUAUACACAUGUAUGCAAACCGAGAGCAAACUUCGAAGCACGAAUUUAGAGUUAUUUAUAUAAAUGCUAAAAAGAAUUGCACUAUUUUUUAGUAUGCGCCGGUGGAACGUGUGAGAGAGACUUUUAUUUUGAAGGAGCUCUGUCUGUUGUGGCCUGAACAACUUACUGUGGAGGCAGAGGCUCAACCACAUCAGUGCACAGCGGCUGCUAUCAUGAGAACAUAUCAUGGCAACAUUCUGACUUAGGUCCAACGGACUCAGAACAACUUUUACUGAACCAUUGAUUUAAAAAACAAAUCCCUGUUUUAUGCAAAUGUCUGAGUCCUGUGAGCCAAAAACAAGUCAGGAUUCACCCUGUGGGUCCAAUCAGAACUCUGCUUGUAGCUCUCCCCCUCUCUCACCCUAUUGGCCGAACCGUUAGCCAAUCCCGAAGCAGGCCGUCACUACCUCGACCAAACCUGUCAAGCCUGUUUGGCCACGUUAAUCAGAAUUUGUCACCAUAAACAAGUGUUUAAACUAAUCAAGACAAUGUUUAAAGUAGCAGUAGAGCAGAGUAGAGUAGAGCUUUAUGUUAUUUGAAUGUCAGCGUUUAUGGUCGGGUGAGGAGAGGGAGGGUGACGCCCGGUCACUCUACAGGCCCUCGAUGUGUGACACGCCGACUGUGUGCUGCUGUGACGUUGAAGCCUCGCUCUCCUCAGGCGUCUCUGAGCACUUUACUGCAACAGGACAGAGACCGCAAUCAUCCCGUCAGCCGGCGUUAGCCGGCGUUAGCCGGCGUUAGCUAGCGUUAGCCGUUGUUAGCUAGCGUUAGCCGGCGUCAGCCAGCGUUAGCCGCAGCUCCCUACGAUAUUAAUUCACAGUCCGAAUUUUUCCACACAAAGACUCUGAACCUGGAGAUCCACACUUUUAAAGAACACCAAGAGUUGUGCUCCAAAACCUUUAACUACACAAAUUAGCCACACAGGUGACAAACUCCCCUGUUCUCAUGUUGUGAUGUUUGGCUUUGGAGCGCGAGUCUUUGUGUGUUGAACGCAGCAUGAGGCGGGUUGUUACAAGCUGGACACACUGAAGUGUUGAAAAGUGACACGAGUGUCGGCGCUGGCUCGUCCUGCGGCGUCUUUUUAAGGGUGUGGAACUAAAGGAAGAGUUGGUUCACUGAGGUCAGAGGGUUUAACAGGGGGUCCUGAGCGAAGCCAGCGCCCUCUAGUGUCCAGCCUUUAUGCAACAGCGCCCUCCACAGGAACAGAAAGGAACUGCAGCCAAAACAACCAAAGCCGAAGCGACUUUAAGUAAAAGCCUCGGAGAUUUUCUUUCAGUCCUUAAUUUAAAAACGCCCCAAGUAACAAUGUGUUCAAGUCUGCAUUUUGUAUUUAAUGAUGGGCAAAUAAUCAUGUGAAAUUGACCCAAAGCAGGUAAAGAAUGUUAUAUAUAAUAAUUAAUCAAAGGAUGAAUCACCUUUGAUGAAACACGUGUUGUGGGGUGAAUAUCCAGGUUUUUCAGGUUUUCUUUAGUUUCUCGGGGCUGUUUGUUUCCUAAACUUUGGCCUCCUGCUGUGGAGGGUUUGCAGCGGGUAAGAGAGGGCUGGACGGGCCCUCAAAUGAAAUGACCUCAGCUCAACGGGCUGCGUGGGUUCUCACAUCAGACAAAGUGCUGCUGGCGGCGCAGACGGGAACACGGGAGGAACCGAACUUCAAACACGCGUCACAUCAGUCAGAUCACACGGAGGGAGCGUUUACACGCCGCUGUUCACCAGCGUUAAUCACGCUCCUGCUCCUCUUCACCUGUCACAGUGAACAGGAAGGUUGUGGCAAUGAGCCGAUAGUGUUUCUGUCAGAAGUCGAACUAAUGUUUACACAAGGAACGUGUUGGAACGUCGCGUGUCCUCUGACUCAAUCAUUCCUUCACUGACGAACUUAGCUUAGCAUAAAGAAAUCAGCACAUUAUAGGAGCUAUGGGACAAGUUUAAGGCUACAGUACCAACACUUAUAAUUCUGUCUCUAAUUACUGGAACCUGAUUACGCUGGAGCUGGAGCCAGAACAGCUGAUCAGGUUUAAAGCUCCUCAAAUGAGCCGUGAUGACAGUGCUGAUCUGCAUCUGUUCGCGGUCCCACACGUCUCUGCUUCCAUCCACUGUUAGUGUUAGUGCGUCUGGGCGUCCACUGUUCCCAGAGCAGCCGUGCGUGUGUAAUUAGCCCUGGAGUCGAGACUGAACCCAAACACGAGCGGCAGACUAAACAGCGCCGGCUCGGACCACACGCCCGCUUCCGCCCUCCCGCUUCCUGUCUGCGCAGACGCUGCCUGUUCCCCUGAGACGCCUGCGUCCAGUGACGGAGCUCCUUCAGGCCCGGCCUCGCGGCCCCGGUCUCGUUACGAGCGUGUUAUUGUUUAUUGAUGUUGCUGCGUUGUUACAAGUGUGCCUGCCUGCGCUGAGACGGGCGUAAUGAGUGGUCGGUCUGGGCUGUCAAUCAUCCCAGGCCACGCCCCAUUACUGUCUCAGACAAUGAUAAUGAUGAUUGGAUGUUGUGGAGAGUGAGGAUGAUGAAGAUGGAUUUGAUAGUGAUGUUGCAGAGAGCGUUGCAAUACACCUACUAUUUGCCUUUUUAUAAUAUUAGUCAUAUUCUAAUGUAGUGUUCAAUGUUUUUAUUGUUGUUGAUGUUAUUGUUGUUUAUUCAUUGAGAACAAAAAAGGUCAUUUUACUUCAAUGGGUCACUUUUUUAAAUCCAACUUGGAGCGAGUGAAGCUGCUGAUGACUGGCGCAGGACGUGGACGUUCUGGGUUCAAGUGGCCUUUUCUAGUUCAGCGUGUGCGUGUUGGUUUUUAGAGGAUAAAAGUGAUGAAUUCCCAGUAUUUCCACACGCGCCGCUCGGGAACGGCUUAAAGUGAAGCUUCCUAAUUGGUCAGCGCUGCUCAGCACACGCCUCCUUCGGUCCCACGGUAAAUCAUCCCAGUUCAGAACAGUUCAGUGAGAACGUGCUGGUGGUUCUGGAGCCCCGGUGCCGGUUCUGAGCGCCGCGGACCCGACCGGCACCGGUCCUCGCCCGCUUCAGCGUCUGCAUGUGCCUUCUGGUGUCCGGGCUCAGUGGAGCCCCGCUGUUAAAUGCCUUGAUCCCCUCAGACUGGACCAGGACGCAGACCAGUCACACGACAAAUGGAAGGUCGCACACAAAGAGCAGUAGAGACAAAUGUGGCGGUGGAUUCAACUUUUAUUGUGCAAAUAAUUAUUGGCUACAUUUUCAAAUCUGUGUUAAAUUAGAAUUGAAUAUUUAACUUUUUAUGACCUUCCAUUCACAUAGUAUUUAGGAAGCUCACUAGUUUUUUUUUUGACCCUGACACACUACUACCCCACUGACUGGUGACAGACUGGAGGGAAGCACAUUGAAGCCUGUGUCUGCGUUGUUCUGCUCCUUGAAUCAGCGUCGUCCGGCGCCUUUUCCUCUGACAAUGUUGAAGAACCUGUGAUGAAGCCCUCCUUUGGUUCCAGCACGUGUGCGUAUGGGUCGCGUUGUGCUGGUCGGGAUUCCUACAUGCAUCUGGUCCAGACGUUUGAGAUGAAUAUGACAAAGUGCUGCCGGAUGCAGAUGUGGGAACUCUGAUCUGUUGCCGUAGAAACGCGGCCUGGUUUAAACGAAGGGCGAACGAUCCGGUGCCCGAGCGAGCGAGCGAGCGAGCGUUACGUCCAGUCAUCGGCGGCAGCAUCGCUCACACACCUACAGUAUAUAGAGGCCUACUUACUCUGAACAAUAUUUGCUUCCUUGUGUAUUAAAGCAGUUUAUUUAAUUUUAAGUUGGAGUGGACUCUGUAUCGCCGGGUUGUGUUCUUCUCCUCUUUGUCACAAGCAGAAGACUCUGGUUUAUCGCUGUCACAGAACCUGAUAAGAAUCAGACACAUUUCAGUUAGUCUUCAGUUUAAAGAAUUAAUUAAAGCGUUUUAUAAAUA